AUGACAGUCGAUACCAACAUAUACGAUGCCGUCAUCGUGGGAGCGGGGUUUGCCGGAAUCUAUCAAUUGCACCGAUUCGUGAACAUGGGCAUGUCUGUCAAGCUGAUCGACAAGGCGGGAGGCCUCGGAGGCACAUGGUACUGGAAUCGGUACCCAGGAGCUAUGAGUGACACCAAUUCAGUGGUCUAUCGCUAUUCCUGGGACCCCGAAGACCUGCGCGAGUACAAAUGGCCGAGACAUUACGUGCGCCAGCCCGAAGUGUUGGCCUACCUCGAGCAUGUGGUGGAGCGCUACGACCUUGAGAAGUACAUGCAAUUCAACACCGAGCUGGUUGGCAUGGAAUACGAUGAGGUUCGGAAGUUGUGGAAGAUCGAAACCCCCAAUGGGCCCCUCACAGCUCGUUAUGUGGUGACGGCCCUUGGUUUGCUCAACCGCCAGAACUGGCCGGAUAUUCCCCACAUGAAAGACUACCAGGGCGAGAUCCACCACACCUCCAACUUUCCCAAAGAGUACGACUUCACCAAUAAACGGGUCGGUGUCAUUGGGUGUGGGUCUACGGGCGUUCAGGUCAUCACCGCGCUGGGACCCCAGGUGAAGCAUUUGACAUGUUUCCAACGACGCCCCCAGUACAGCGUCCCCGCCGGGGAUGCACCCGUGACGGAGGAAUAUCGGGAUUACCUCAAGGAAAACUACGAUCAGAUCUGGGAUCAAGUCAGGGGCAGCUUUGUUGCCAUGGGAUUCGAGGAAAGCACCGUCUCGGCUCUGGAAGUGUCCGACGAAGAGCGUGAACGCAUCUACCAGGCGGCGUGGGAUAAGGGCAAUGGGCUACGCUUUAUGUUUUGGACGUUCAAGGACCUGACCACGAGCGAAGCGGCCAACAUAACGGCCUGCGAUUUCAUCCGCCGUAAGAUCGACCAGAUUGUCAAGGAUCCCAAGAAAGCCCGAAAACUGAAACCGACUGAACUGUACGCACGACGGCCGCUCUGCGAUUCCGGGUACUAUGAGACCUUCAAUCGCGCGAAUGUGGACAUUGUGGAUGUCAAAGCCACGCCCUUUGUGAAAUUUACGCCCACCGGGAUCCAAACGGCGGAUGGCGUGAACCACGAACUCGAUGCGGUGAUCUGCGCGACCGGAUUUGAUGCGGUGGACGGCAGCUACUCGCGACUGGGGAUCCGAGGCCGUGGUGGCAAGACACUGCAGGCUCACUGGGAAACUGAGCCCCGUACUUUCAUGGGCUGCGCCAUGGCCGACUUUCCCAACUUGUUCAUGGUGAAUGGGCCCCGAACGGUCUUCGCGAAUAUCCCCCCGUCUAUUGAAUCGCAUGUGGAAUUCAUCACCGAUCUCGUGGCCCAUGCCGAAGCGCAGCGAAACGGCGCGAGGCAAUCGGUGGAGGUCGAAGUAACGAAGGAAGCGGAGGAUCGAUGGGCAAAGUUGUGUAUCCAGGCUAGUGAGGGAAGCCUGUUUACCAAGACCGAUUCGUGGAUCUUUGGUGCCAAUGUGAAGGGCAAAAAGAAGGCCGUCCUCUUUUACUGGGGUGGUCUCGGUACAUUCCGCAAGAUCCUUCGCGACGAGAGGGAGGCUGGAUAUAAGAGCUUCAUCCUAAUCUAG
This is a messenger RNA of Aspergillus nomiae NRRL 13137, 1608 nucleotides long. RefSeq names its product flavin-containing monooxygenase. The transcript has a single exon. The record is from RefSeq and is a predicted model, not a curated record. Lineage: Eukaryota; Fungi; Ascomycota; Eurotiomycetes; Eurotiales; Aspergillaceae. The coding region runs from base 1 to 1608 and encodes 535 amino acids.